This is a messenger RNA of Protobothrops mucrosquamatus (brown spotted pit viper), 1208 nucleotides long. RefSeq names its product 5'-nucleotidase domain containing 4 (gene NT5DC4). The record is from RefSeq and is a predicted model, not a curated record. NCBI's taxonomy places the organism in Eukaryota, Metazoa, Chordata, Lepidosauria, Squamata, Viperidae. Gene Ontology annotation, molecular function: 5'-nucleotidase activity. The annotation marks the transcript as partial. The transcript has 14 exons.
AUGGGCAGCGUCCCCCUCGAGGCCCCCAGGGCCGCGGAGUCUCUCUUCCCGGCCGCCCUCGAGCCCCGCGGCCCCGUCAAGCGGGACUACCACCACCGGAUCUUUGUGAACCGGAGCUUGGCACUGGAGAAGAUAAAAUGCUUUGGUUUUGAUAUGGACUAUACCCUUGCAAUGUACAAAUCUCCAGACUAUGAAGAAUUGACCUUUGAGCUGUUGCUGGAGCGACUGGUGUCCAUUGGAUACCCUCACGAAAUUCUGGACUAUAAGUACGAUCCUGCCUUCCCUACCAGGGGGCUGAUCUUUGAUGCCCAGUAUGGGAACUUGCUAAAGGUGGACUCCCAUGGCAAUCUGUUGGUGUGUGCACAUGGCUUCCAUUUCUUCAAGGGGAAUGAAAUCUGGAAUUAUUACCCAAACAAAUUUAUUCAGAGAGACGACACAAAACGUUUUCAUAUUCUGAAUACUUUGUUUAAUUUGACAGAAACCUACCUCUUGGCCUGUCUCGUGGACUUCUUCACCAGCUGCUCCAAAUACAUGAAUUGUGAGACCGGCUACAGGCAGGGCAACCUCUUCAUGUCCUUCCGCAGCAUGUUGCAGGAUGUCCGAGAGGCCAUGGAUCAUGUUCACCUUUCAGGCUCCCUCAAGGAGAAAAUGCUGAAGGACCUGGAGAAGUAUGUGGUAAAAGAUCCCCGUAUUCCUCUUCUGCUGAGUCGCAUGAAAGAUGCAGGGAAAAUGUUUCUUGCCACCAACAGUGACUACAACUAUACAGAUGCAAUCAUGACAUACUUACUUGACUUCAGUGAAGAAAACAUGGAUAAAUCCCAGCAUCGACCGUGGCGCUCUUACUUUGAUAUGAUUGUUGUCGACACUUGCAAGCCCCUCUUUUUUGCUGAGGGAACUGUUCUGCGGCAAGUCAACACAGACACGGGGAAGCUGCGAAUUGGGACCUACAGAGGACCACAUCAGCACUGUGCUGUCUACUCUGGAGGUUCCUCAGACAUGAUAUGUGACCUCUUGGGCGUGAAGGGCAAGGAGAUUCUUUACAUUGGUGAUCAUAUCUUUGGGGAUAUUCUCAAAUCUAAGAAGAGGCAAGGAUGGCGCACAUUCCUGGUGGUCCCAGAAGUGGCUAAGGAGCUGCAAGUGUGGACUGAGAAGAGUGAGCUCUUUGAGGAGUUGCGGAGCCUGGAUAUGCUUUUGGCUGAACUGUACCA